AUGGGCUCGGGAAGCUCUAAGAAGAAGAGAAAAAGUCUGAGAAAGGCAGAAGUGACUGGUGCGCAUGCGUUGUCCGAUGAUGAAGACGUCAUGGUCGGUGCAAAUUAUAAAAAUGACAACGAGAGGAGGAAUGAAAUGGAAGAAAAGGCUUAUGAGCAAGAGGCAGCUAAUAGGGAAGACAAUGAACAGGAUGAGGAGGAGGAAGAGGAGGAGGAGGAGGAGGAGGAGGAGAAAGAGGAUGAGAUAGAAGUGGAGGAAGAAGAAGAGGAAAAAGAAAACGAAGAAGAAGAGAACGAGGAUGAGGAGGACGAAGAGGAAGAGGAGGGCGAAGAUCCGAAAGGCCCGCCCUUGGAAUCUUACAGCGAACAAAUGUCCAAGGCUCUGAUUGGCGAUCUAAGCGCUAAAUUCCCUGAAAAUGUUAAAGUAGUGCGUAUCUUUACAAGUUCGACAUUCACAGACACAUCCGUGGAGCGUAAUACGCUAAUGGAGAGAAUCUACCCGCGCAUCAAACAGUUCUGCCAACAACAAGGAUACGAGUUUCAGGUCGUGGACAUGAGAUGGGGAGUGCGUGACGAGUCUACAGAUGAUCACCUCACCUCAGAGUUGUGCAUGAGAGAACUACGCGCAUGUCAAGAGCUAUCCACCGGACCGAACUUCAUUACUUUUCUGGGACAAAAGUAUGGAUACCGUCCAUUCCCGCCUAAGAUUCCAGCGAGCGAAUUCGAAAAACUAGCGAGUGCAGUCGGCAGCAAGGAAGAUAAGGAUCUCCUUUAUCAUUGGUUCCGACGUGAUGACAACAUCGUUCCCGCCGAAUACCUCCUUCAACCAAUCACAGUCCUUCUCCCAGACUACCGUAACUAUAGCAACAAUGAGUUACGUAAGAAGGCUUCUGGAGAAUGGUGGGCAGCUUUUGAGAGAAUGCAAGUGGUGUUCAGGGAAGCCGCUGACAAGGCGUUGACGAAUAAAAAGGACAGGCUCAAAUACUACAUGUCAGUCACUGAAGAUGAGAUUCGACGUGGUAUAAUCAACGCCCGUGAUCCUAAGAAGCACUGCUUUUGGUUUAAACGUGAUAUCACUGAUUUGGAAGAAAACAUCAACAGCCAAAAAGCAGGUAGUUUUAUUGAUAAGACGUGGGGAACUCCUCCUGUCGCUGAUACGCCUGCCCUGAAGUUUCUUAGCCAAUUACGCGAAGUAGAUCUGCCCAACGUUCUGCCCAAGAAGAACACGAUUGAGUACAAAGUCAAGUGGAAUGAGAACGGGAUUGAUCCAAAGAGCUCUCCUGAGCAUGCCCAAUACAUCGAGAAACUGUGCAAAGACUUCUACGAUCAGCUAACCAAGAUGGUGUUGGAUGGAAUAAAUGAGAACGAGGCGGCUGACACAAGAGAGGCCAUCGCCGAGGAGAUCUUCCAGCAUUCCACAUUCUGCCAAAAGAAAUGUAAGACAUUCUUUGGACGAAAGGAAGCUAUUGCAUCUGUGAAGGAAGAAUUGCUGAACAGCGACGACAGAGUGGUUGUGUUGUACGGUGAAUCUGGAUGUGGCAAGACUUCUCUUAUGGCCAAGAUAGCGACCCAAGUGAAAGAUUGGCCCGAGGAAGACGGGGUUAUAACAGUGUGCCGGUUUAUUGGCACCUCUCCAGACUCUUCCAGCAUCCGGCCAUUGAUAAGGAGCAUCUGCCUUCAGUUGUGCAAAGCGACCGGGCAAGUCACGGCUGACAUACCAGAGGAGAUGAAGGCCUUGGUUGAGUACUUCCCUGAGUGUUUGGAGAAGGCAUCAGAAAAUCAAAAGGUCGUACUGGUGUUGGACUCACUAGAUCAGCUCUCCGUGGACGACAGCGGACGCCAAAUGGAAUGGCUCCCUCGCAGCCUGCCUUACAACGUAUACGUCAUCAUGUCUACUCUACCCGGGGAGCAGUAUCAGGUCCUUCCAAACCUUAGGGUCAGAUACAAUCCUCAGACGUUAAUGGAAGUCCCACAGAUUCCAAUGAGCGAAGCUGGUUUGAUAUUGGAUAACUGGCUGAAGGCGGCAAAUCGAGCCCUUCAACCGGCGCAGCGCAAUGAGGUAAUGAUCAGCUUCAAGGAGUGUCCUUUGCCACUUUACCUUAAGCUAGCCUUCGACGAAUCCUGUCGCUGGAAGUCCUACACACCGAUGCAAGACGCCGACCUAGCUCCCAACAUUACCGACAUCAUUCGCGCUCUGUUCGACAGAGUUGAGCGAAUUCAUGGGAAAACCCUUGUCAGUCAUUCACUUGGCUACAUUACGGCAUCCAAGAACGGGCUUACGGAACCAGAACUCGAAGAUCUCCUCUCACUGGAUGACGAUGUCCUAAAUGACGUCUAUCAGUACUGGACUCCGCCAAUCAGAAGGCUUCCUCCGUUGCUGUGGAUACGGAUACGUGCUGACAUCAAGGACUAUCUGAUUGACCGAGGUGCAGACGGAACGCGCGUCAUUUACUGGUACCAUCGCCAGUUUAUCGAGGUGGCGAGAGAAAGAUAUCUAUCUGGCGAUCAAGCGAAGAAACUUCACGCAAACAUGAGUGAUUACUUUCUUGGAACAUGGGCAGAUGGCAAAAAGAAGCCGUACACAAACAAGAAAGGGGAGAAUCUCUCAAGCGAUCGCCUUGUCGCUCAGCAACCCUUGACAUUUGGGUCAAACGAAGAUAAGACGAUAUUCAAUCUGAGAAAACUGAGCGAAUUACCCUACCAUUUGUUCCACUCUGGCCAGUACGAGAAGAUGAAAGAUGAGACACUCUGCAACUUUGAGUUCCUGCUGACCAAGUUGAGAGGGACAUCGAUUCAGAACGUCUUGGAUGACUAUGCGUCGUACCUGAGUGCCAAGCCAAGUGACCCUGAUGUCAAGCUCAUGAACGAGUGUUUGCGGCUUUCGGUACAUCCGUUGACAGUCGAACCAGCCCAGUUAUCUACGCAGCUCCUCGGAAGAAUGUUCAAGUUUCAAGACCGUGAAGAGAAGUACCCAUACGUCUGUAAAAUCCUGAAGGAAGCAAAGAAUCCAUCCGUUCCCUGCUUUUUACCCAAUCAGAAGUUUCUUACGGCACCAGGAGGGGCACUUGUCUCUACCAUGGCUUUAGGCGGAUAUGGAAAUGAGAGCAUCAGUAUGGCGAAUGACGGCAAAACCAUGGCGGUGACCAUGGUAGGAAGCGAGGGUCUAGAGGUAAAGAUCAUGGAUUAUCAGAAUGGAAAGCAACUGAGAAAGUUAGUGGUCACUGGAACAGGUACAACAUCACUGUAUCGGUGCAACCAUAACAUCCUCAGCGAGAAAGACCCCACGAUUAUUCUUCUAGCUGGUGGAAACGAGAUCGUCCUGUUUAAUACAGAAACUGGCCAGAUUAUCCAAAAGUUUCAGGUUGACAAAGACGAGUGGUUUUCCUACUACGAGAGCUCGCCCGUGGCCUAUGCAGACGACGAGAAGCUAAUCGUUGCAAUUGCUAGAAAUUCCUUACGCGUCUUUAAUGUGGCCGAUGGAAAGGUUCUACAUGAUAUGCCAAUCAAGGGUGUCGAUAUGGAUAACAAGGUUGGCUCUCUCGACGCAAGAGGGCACUACGCAGUCUACAAUCUCGCAAAAACAAACACAGUGCAUUUUGUGGACUUGCGUUCUGGCCAAGAAGUGAACAAAAUCACUGUGAAAACUGAAGAAGUCAAAGACGUCAAGAUCACCUCCAAGAACCAGGUGGUAGUCAUGCCUUCCUUUACACUCUUGCUUGUAUAUGACCUUUCCACGGCGAAACUUGUCCGAGAGAUCACCAAGUUUAAGAUGCAGGAGGGACAGUGCAAAUUGCAAAUUACUGAUGAUGGAAGGAAAGCUGUGAGCACUGACAUGUUCGAGAUUCUAAUAACAGACCUGGAAACUGGUGAAGUCACUCCUUGUUUACGAAGCUCAAUUUUCCGUCUGAAGAUGAUCACUAGAGAUGCCAAUACAAUCCUCUCUACCGGUCAAGAUUUUCUUCUCCGUGUAUACGACAAAUCGCGAGAAGAUGACGACGAAAACGUGCAGGACACGAAUGUCGUACAGUACCAGGAGUACAAGAUAGCGGACUCCAUCACCACCAUGACACCGUCUGUGGACAAACGCCAUGUCAUUGCCAUGGCGAACAUCCAGUUGAGCAACCAAAUGACGUUGUGGGAUACCUUUACUGGGGAAAAAGUGCGACAUACUAAAGGUCUGACAAUAUUCCCGAACCCCAUCCGUUGCAUCAACAUGACUCGAUGCGUGGGAUACAUCUACGACAAAGACCUUCCUCACUACAGGGUGUUUGACCUGAAGACCUCUACGAUCGAGAAAACGCUGCAGGGGCCGGCUUGCAAGAGGAUGAAUGCCUUUGGUAUGAUCGACGACAAGAGACUUCUCUCCUUCUCCAGAGGAAGAAGGAACCUAAAGGUUUGGAAUACAGAGUCUGGUAAAGUGGUCGAUAUCAUAAAGUUCAACGAGAAGCACGAUUUUCAGGAAAUGCUGAUGAGCGAGGAUGGAUCUGUAGCGGUCGUCUCUCAGCAUGACAUGAGCGAGACCUACAAAGAGAACACCACUCUACCCUUGAUUGUUUACAACACCAAGAGCCGCCAGCACAAGAAGCUCGAGAUCAAGAACACGGCUCUGUCCCUUUACAACGCUAAGGUGUCUUGUGACGGCAAAUACCUGGUUACCAUGGUCAACUACAGUCAGGCCAUGCUAUGGGAUCUGGAAAAAGGUGUCAAGAUCAGCGACCUAAAGGAGUCAGACUAUGACAGUACAACUGCAGUAGAAAUUAAUGUCCAAGCUAAUGUCAUUGUUACGGCUUCUGGUAGCGGCGGAGUCAAGGUGUGGGAGUUGUCUACUGGAAAGAUAAUACAUCAGAUACCAGGAGAGCAAUUUUCUUCAGUCUUUCUAACUGAGGAUGGGCGAUCAGCGAUCACGCGUCACACACAAGCCAACAGCUUUAUCGCCUACGACGUCAAAUCUGGCCGCCAACUGGCUAUUUUUAACACGGACGGCUACCCGAAUUUUGUGAAUGUCGUGGGUGACCGACUAGUGAUGGCUGUGGGAGAGAAUCCGAAUCUGAUGAUCAUGACGCUCUAUCAACCAGGGAAAGUAGAUGAGAAAACAGUAACGAAAUCGCCUUUCGAGGGUCUGCCUGUGAUGUCGUCCAUCACUGACAAGUCUGAAAAACCCACUGACAGCGACCCGUUAGAUAAGGACAAGAAGGAUACAGGUGACGUUAGGUAAGAAGAAAGGAACACUCGAGGUACAAGAUGCCAAGAACCUUGCUAGACAAAAAUGAUUCUGAGACAAUAUUUUAGAAAAUUGGUAAGAGCUUUAUUCAAGGAUUCUACACAAUCAACUAAUCACAAUAAUCAUUCCCUGAAAUUAAGCUCCCCCUAAAUUGUAACACAUUCUUACCUACUAGCUCCCCCAAUUGAAAUCGACCAAUGGAAAGUAGCCAAAUUAUACGUAUUAAAUUACUUGAAUCACUGAUUUUUUUUUCGACGUUUCGGCAAUGCUGCCUCCAUCAGUUAUUCCUGAUGAUUGCCGAAACGUUGAAAAAUAUAAUUCAGUGAUUCAAGUCACGUUAUAUAUAUAACAAGCAUAGGACAAUCACAGCACAGGAUCACCACAUUUGUUGAUGGUGCAAAGAGCAAAAAAAAAAAAAAAAAAAAAAAAACGGCAUGUUUCCCAAAAUAAGGUCUGAUUAACUUCGGUAAGCUUGAAUCUUUGCAUAGAGGUUUAUUUUUAAUGGAUGUAAUUUCAAUUUAUUUCUAAUGGAUUCUUCUUCGAGAUAUGAGGCUUGAAGUGCAAUUUUCAAACGUUCAAAGUAUAAAUUCUCCUCGUUUUUAGGGAGAAGUUGGGCUCUGAUAAGAAAUUAAGCUAACUUUUCUUGCUUAUAUCUACAUUUCAUAUCUUCUAAAUUUCUUUAAAAUUUGGAAUUAAGCUUCUUGUCAGAGGAACUCCUUGUAUGCGGAAUCUUAAGCUUAUUUAUUGAGAAUUUAAAAAUUUCAUGCCAUUUUUUGCUCUGUCAGUCUUAGCCGUUAUUUUAUCAAUCUAAUGAUUUGACGUUUCAUACCAAAAUAUACAUGACACGUUAACAUAUCACAUUUAUAGUCCCCUGCUCUGCACUGCACAUCACAUUUACUUAUAGUACGUAUAAUAAAGUGUUGUCUUGUACAAGAGCUGUAAUGAAAGUCAAUGUAUGUCGCGACGAGAGAAUUGUGGAAGAGAACUAACGAGAGAAAAGAGGCCGAAAAUCUACGACUUUUUGGAGCUGCAAACCGAAAAAUAAAAUAAAAAAGUUUGAGCUUA
This is a messenger RNA of Nematostella vectensis (starlet sea anemone), 6285 nucleotides long. Its product is annotated as NACHT domain- and WD repeat-containing protein 1. Gene Ontology annotation, molecular function: ATP hydrolysis activity; protein binding. The transcript is spliced from 14 exons. Bases 1 to 5214 code for a protein of 1737 amino acids. The record is from RefSeq and is a predicted model, not a curated record. Lineage: Eukaryota; Metazoa; Cnidaria; Anthozoa; Actiniaria; Edwardsiidae.